AUGUCAACAAUCGGCACAACAACACUUCAAACAACUACAGCACCAAACUCGUUAGUCAUGAAUCCUACGUCAAUGUUAGUAGAGAUGAAAAGCUUCAUUCCUUCUUCAUAUACUUUCGAAACAGAAAUCCAGAAGAUAAAGCAAGAACUUUUAACAUGUAAUUUAGACUGUAGUGCGAAAGAUGAAACAAAUGAACAGUAUCUUUAUGAAAUGCAGGACCUCAUCGACCAUUUACCCAAAUUGCCUGAAAUUCAGCAACAAAAACUAACCAUUCCUGAAUUUGACGAAAUUGAAGUCAAAGCAACUGACUCAGUAGAAAUAAAGAAGUUCAUUCGUAAGGUAAACUAUGAGUUUCUAGGAUUUCAUUGCAACCAUAAGGUUAUGGACAAAGAUUGCGACAUGGUAUAUAAGAAUGUUUCUGACAUAUAUAAAUCUGAAGAAUUUAAGACCUACGACAACUUUGUUUCGUUAGUUGCUGAAUGUGUAUGGCAGAUAAGAGAUAAAGAUAGAAGAGGGAAGGUAUGGAACAAACAGAUAAAACCAGC
Trichomonas vaginalis G3 is the source of this 545-nucleotide messenger RNA. Its product is annotated as organellar and viral DNA polymerase type B. The record is from RefSeq and is a predicted model, not a curated record. Lineage: Eukaryota; Parabasalia; Trichomonadida; Trichomonadidae. The annotation marks the transcript as partial. The transcript has a single exon.